Molecule: messenger RNA, 3724 nt
Organism: Bursaphelenchus xylophilus (pine wood nematode)
Lineage: Eukaryota; Metazoa; Nematoda; Chromadorea; Rhabditida; Aphelenchoididae
Source: the annotation of a GenBank genome assembly
AUGGAUCGACAAAGAAAACGUCUAUCAGUAAGUGUUAGAUUUAUUGAGUAAUAUAAAAUCUUCAUGUUUUUAGAUCCUAAAACCGUCUGGGGACAGUCCUGAUGAGACAGCGAACUUAUUCGAUAAUAUUCCAGCAGCAAAACGACGUGUUUCUUUUAGUGCGACGAAGAUUGUUCAGUGGGUUUAUUUGUCUAGAGUUCAAUGUUCAAAUUUUAGACAAUUCCACAAAGAAGACCACCAGUUUGUUCACGAGCCUACAAACGAGAUACUCCAUCUCUCAACGUCUGCCGAGAUGUCAGAUGAGAAGUUCAAGUGAGGCAAUUCCUUCAAAAAAUAAAAUUUUUUAGGUCGUUUAAUAAAGAAAACGAGAGGAACUUUUCCGAUCUGGAGAUAAGUGCUUCACAAGGGUUGUCGUUACUGAAAGCAGCGAAUGAAUGCAACCUUUCGCGCUUGAAUGAUACCGCUGCUAUCUUCAACCAGAGCUCGGGUGGUAAGGUUUAGUUUUCUGGACGGUAUAAUUUUAUCCGUUUAGAUCGUCCAGCCGUUGGUGUUAGUAAUGUUACUGAUGUUGAGUCAAUGGAGAAUACAGAAUGUUUGUUUCCAAGUAUGGCGAAACAAAAGGAGUUUACAGUAAAUUCAAUACAAGAUACUAUGAUGUUGUUUACCAAGAAUAACAAAGUGGUACGACCGAGGGAAAUUGUGAUAGAACAAGAGGUAAGCAAAAUUUCUUUUUUUUUUGGAUCGUCAUUUCUCAAGGUUCUUUGUUGGAGGAAUGGUCGGUUGGUUUUUUCCUGUCGAAUUCUUAAAAUAUUUUUAUUGGAAUGUAAUAUAUUUAUUUUCAGUCGGACGAGAUAACUAAUACGAUGCAACUGUUUGAGAGAACCGACAGGGAACGUGUAAAGGUAUUAUUCUCCUUUAUUGUUUAUGUUUUUAGAGUGCUCCUCUUCCUGCUCAUAAUGCUCUUGCCACCUCCUUGAGCAGUGAAUAUGAACUAGAGGCUUCGAGAAGAACAGAAAGGACGUUGGAUAUUCUUCCCGGGUCUUCGAAAGCCAAUCUCUCCAAAGGAGAUGCCACUGAGACUAAUAUCCCUGCGAGCAUCGCUCAUUCUGGGAACUUUUCUUUUCAUCUGGACGAUCAUGGAUUGUCAGACCAGUCGGCUGUCAAUGAUCCGGUCAAGGAGAACACCGUAGGUGUCUUUAAAUCCUUCAACGACGGUGCUGGGCAACCAUCGUCAGUCAAUGCAAUGGUGAGCAUUUUAUAGUUUCUUUCCAUUUUUUGUUAGAAAGUGGCAUCCGGCGUCGUCGAGGUAGACGUGCCAUAGCAUCCCGACCCAUUUAUGAAAUCGGUCCUUUGUCGUAAUUUCCGCGCUUGGCCUUCGUCCUUUUAUGAUUUCUCAUUCCAAUUCCGUUCCAAAUCGACUCCGGCGGGGCCAAAUCUAUUGUUCUUUAGAUCAAAACAAGGGUUUUUGCUGCGUGUAAUCGUCGCCAAUUAAAAGGGCUUCCCAACUUUUUUACCCCUUGUGGAAUAAAAGUUUUUUUGCCCAGCUUUAUAUAUUCGGUACAUUGUAGGAUGCUAUUCAAGGAGUUCCCGAUGGUUCCUUCACAAUGGACCGAACUUAUGUGAAGGAAACAGCGGUCGAGGAAGCGGCUCAAUUCAUGGAUACCUCGGAGGAAACGAGUCAUAGGGCCUGUCACAAGCCUUGUCUUGAAUUUGUGGGAAGCGUCGAGAAAGAAAGGAUCCUUGACAGUCCGGCAGAAACAGCACAGGGAACUUCGGAAUCCAAGACUCGAGUAAUUCAUGGACGAGAUUCCCCCAGAAAUAUCCUUCCGGCGGUUAAUCUAGAUGUCACAACCAGCACUCAAAGAAGCCAGUCGUUCCAACCACUGCUGGAUAUUGAUGUAUCUACCAGAUUCGGGUUUGAAGAGAGCUUCAAAGAACCGUGUAGUGGGAUAAGGACAACAAUCACCAAAGAGAUAAGUAUUCAUGAAGAAAUUAAGGAGGAAAUGGAGGUCGAGGAAGAAAAGGAAGAACAGACGGCACCUCCAAAGACAGUGAAUUACAUGAGAAGACACACUGUGGGAAAUCCGAGGGCAGGCCUUAGCACAAUCAUGGAGACUCCGAGUAGACCGUCGUCGAAUUUGGUUGAGGAAACACCGAGGGUAAGGAAGUAAUCAACAUUUUUUUUUGGGAAACGGGUAACAAAUAUAUAUUUUUGGGUAAAAAAUCGUAUCCUAUAAAAAAAUCCUCGCAUAUGCCACUUUUGGUGCUAAAUUUAAUCCCAGUUUGCAAAAUACGGAUGAAAAACGGUUCAAGCGUUUCAUAAAAGAGAUUCUUGAUCUUGCGCAUUGUAAGUAGUUUCCACAGACAAGUCAAUGCAGCGCGAUCCUGGAGUGUUUUUACCGCAUUUGUGCAUGAAAAAAGUCAAAAUUAUUUUCUUUUUUAGAAUUAUUGGUUGAGAAUCUCCAUAUCUGGUUUUUUUUGAUAAAAAUAUCUGGAUAGUAUAAGUAUGAUUUCGUGCAUGAAAUGGCCAUACCUCUUCCAUUUAUUUUUGUUUCCCGUUUAUCGAAUCAUUGAAUUAAUCUCUACCUAAAAUCUGCAUCAAGUUUGACAUGAAGAUAACAUCCAAACGAGAAGGGGAAACUAUCCAAUUGCGUUUUUAUAGGCACUAGAAACCAAUAUUGCGUUAAGUAAUCUUAUCCAGCCCGAAAAUGGGCGAACUCUAAACCAAUAUCUUCAAAGGUGUCUAGUAUAAUAUACGAAAUGUCAUAAUCAAAAACGUACACCCAGAUUAACACCUACUAACCUUUAUUAUUCAUAUAGUACGUAUGUCGGAAAAUGGAACGGCGAAAAUUUAAAUCCACAUACAAAGUUUCUCGAAAUUGAUCGUUUAGACCUAAAAUCAUACUCCCUGGAGAAUUAUAAAAUUUGAGUACAAAUGGAAGCGUAAUUCUGUCAAAUUUGAUGUGUAAAAACAAAGCGUAGAUUUUGUUCUGUGACCAUUGGCUCGUUUUUUCUAUUUUUGCGAAGAAUUUUUAUUUCUUAUGCGAUUGACUGUGACCUUGAUUUCAGCCUGGGGCCGGUGUUAUUGCGGCCGGAUUCACCCGUCGUUCCAUCCAACACCCCAUGAUGACCCCUCAGUAUCAGCCUUUACCCACUCCAAGUUCCGUUAUGGCGACUCCCAGCAUUGCCACGUUCACAUUACCAAUGCUCAAACUCCCGGAAAUGAUCACAACCCAUCCUGGAUUCCCUCCCAUCGAUUUGAAUUCGUACGAUUGCCAAGAAACGGACCCUUUAUUCGAUGAAAAGAUCCUGGUCGAACCUUGUUCGUCUUUGGAAUUUGAAGCCCAACCGAUUGAAGGAGAAGAUCCGCAUAAAUUAGAAGCUCGUGGGUUCAAAACACCGGGAUUUAAUAUCUGGUUUAGGGACGAUUGCAGCGAGGAUUUUGACAUAUUAUAAUGGAGAUGAAAUGAAGGCGAGGAAUCAUCUGAAAAGAGAAUAUCAGAAGAAAUUGGACGCCAUGAAGCCAGAUGUAGAGAAAUUGGAAGUCCUGUCCAUGGAAUUGAACAACAAAAUGGAGAAGGAAAAACAUCUGAAGGAAGUGAAGGGAGUUUUAAUCAAGAAGAUCCUCAAAAGAGUUGACGAUAUUAGCAUUGAGAGGGAAGAAAUUCAACGGAAAAUUGAGGCAGCGAACAAAAAAAUCAAAGGAGUUUUGGCUCAGAUAUGA